AUGAGUUCAACACAAACCCACGCUGAUGACACACUACAGGUAACUACUGGGCACUCGCCCAGGGGUAUCGGGGAUCUACCACCAGAACUGCUUCUGAAAGUUGCCGACUUCGCUGCAGUCACCGAUACGAACUCCAAGAAAGUUCUCUGCAAGCUCUGUCUAGUCAAGCCUCUCAACCCAACCGCGACGGAAGCGCUUUACGCCAACAUUCAUGCCGGUGCCGACUUCAACCCCGUCCUUCUCAUACGAACCCUCCUCAGCCAUCCCUCUCUCGCCGCCCUGGUACGCUCGCUCAAGCUAAAUGCAGUCUGGAACGGAUAUCGGAACCAGAAGUACCGAAUAGCGGUAUUGAACAGCGAUGACCCCAACACCCCUCCAGUAACCCUCGAAGACUUGCAGGGUUUGACUACAGACCCCGUCGUUAAACGGUUACUACAAGCUCCAGAUGUUCACUUCGGGGCUGCAGCGUGUGCAUUGCUAUAUUUCCACGCGCCAAACAUACAUACGCUGAAGUAUGCCGUGGAAGGCCACUACCGAAAACUCAAACUCCCAGAGCUCUCCAUCAUGGUAUCUACGCGGCCAUGGGAAAUCCCCUUUCUACCCUCCCCGCUCUUGGCGACACCACCAACCUACAACCUCCUCAAAAACGUCACCAUACGAACCCCCCACAUAGACAUCGACCGCAUCGCAAAGCUACUCCAACUACCCAACCUCUAUCAACUAGAAGUCUGGAACCUGCGCGAACUCCAACCCCGUCAUGCCUGGCACUGGGACGCCAACCUAUUCCCCGACCACACAUCCACGGUCCGGCAUCUCACUCUGCGCGGCGGCUACCUCCACGUCGACGUCUUGACUCUGGACGAAGUUCGAUAG
Messenger RNA from Alternaria conjuncta, 873 nucleotides. RefSeq lists its product as uncharacterized. Lineage: Eukaryota; Fungi; Ascomycota; Dothideomycetes; Pleosporales; Pleosporaceae. The coding region runs from base 1 to 873 and encodes 290 amino acids. The transcript is spliced from 2 exons. The record is from RefSeq and is a predicted model, not a curated record.